Molecule: messenger RNA, 1263 nt
Organism: Cornus florida
Lineage: Eukaryota; Viridiplantae; Streptophyta; Magnoliopsida; Cornales; Cornaceae
Product: probable pectinesterase 8
Exons: 5
Coding region: 2-1186 (394 amino acids)
Biological process (GO): cell wall modification
Molecular function (GO): pectinesterase activity
Source: RefSeq, a predicted model, not a curated record
AAUGAGUCUCAAAAGCAUGUCACUCACUCUUCUCAUUGCCAUUUUUGCAGCUUUGUCAUCCAAACAUUUCAUCACUCCAGAUUCACCAUUCCUCAACUGCCUCAUUGAUUUUACUACUCUCGCCACCUUCCCAUCAACCAUAAUAUCAACACUAGUACCAUACAAAAGUCUUGGAGGGCAUCACCAUCGUCGUCGUCAUCCUAAUAAAACAAUAGCAUCAAAUUGCGACGAUUUUCCACCUGAUUUUCCACCUCCAGCCACUAACACGACGUCGAUUAUUUGUGUUGACUGGAAAGGGUGUUGUAAUUUCACAACUGUGCAAGCUGCAGUUGAUGCAGUUGGAGUUCUUAGCCAGAAAAGAACCAUAAUAUGGAUCAACAGUGGCAUUUACUUUGAGAAAGUCAUUGUUCCAAGAACCAAACCAAAUAUCACAUUCCAAGGACAAGGGUAUACUUCUACUGCAAUUGUGUGGAAUGACACAGCCAAUUCUGCCCACGGCACAUUUUACAGUGGCUCUAUCCAAGUUUUUGCUACCAACUUCAUUGCUAAGAACAUAAGUUUCAUGAAUGUAGCCCCAAGACCGAAGCCGGGUGAUGUUGGAGCUCAAGCAGUAGCCAUGAGAAUAGGAGGAGACCAAGCUGCCUUCUGGGGUUGUGGAUUCUUUGGAGCUCAGGACACUCUUCAUGACGAUAGGGGUCGCCAUUACUUCAAGGAAUGUUAUAUUCAAGGUUCAAUUGAUUUCAUCUUCGGCAAUGGAAAGUCAUUUUAUGAGAAUUGCCAGCUGAUAUCUAUAGCCAAUCCCGUAGCUGUGGGAUCCAAGGGCAUAAAUGGAGCGGUUACAGCACAUGGGAGAUCUUCCAAUGAUGAAGAUAGCGGGUAUGCAUUCGUCAACUGCACGGUGGGAGGGACUGGAAGAAUAUGGCUAGGCCGAGCAUGGAGGCCCUUCUCCAGAGUCAUCUUUGCAUACACAACCAUGUCCGAUAUCAUCGCGCCAGAGGGAUGGAAUGACUUCAAUGACCCUACAAGAGACCAGUCUAUUUUCUAUGGUGAGUACAUGUGCUCAGGAGCAGGAGCUAAUGUGACAAUGAGGGUGCCUUAUUUGCAGAGACUCAAUGACACACAAGCUUCUCCUUUUCUUAAUGUGUCUUUCAUUGAUGCUGACCAGUGGUUGCAACCAUACUCCUAGGAUUUAUUUAUGAGCUGUGUCUUUCAAUUUCAAUGUAAUUAAAAUGAUAAUAUAAUUCAUCAUUUAUUCAUGUUUAA